Messenger RNA from Cinclus cinclus, 1795 nucleotides. RefSeq names its product hyaluronan and proteoglycan link protein 3 (gene HAPLN3). Bases 1 to 1083 code for a protein of 360 amino acids. Gene Ontology annotation, biological process: cell adhesion. NCBI's taxonomy places the organism in Eukaryota, Metazoa, Chordata, Aves, Passeriformes, Cinclidae. The transcript has 4 exons. Gene Ontology annotation, molecular function: hyaluronic acid binding. The record is from RefSeq and is a predicted model, not a curated record.
AUGCUGCUGCUCCCACUCCUCCUGAAGGCCACCCUGCUGCGCAUGGCCAAUGGCUCCUACCGCCCCUUCUACAACGGCUUCUACUACAACCACAUCAUGAAUGACAAUGGUGAUGGGCAGGACAAAGUGGAUUACUUCAACGGAGCCAGACUGGUGGUGGAAACCUCCAAAGACCCUGUGUACAGCUACAAUGGUGCCAAUGUCACUCUGCCCUGCCAUUACCGCUACGAGCCUGACCUGGGACCUAAGCGCAAAAUCCGCAUCAAGUGGUCCAAGCUGCGGGACGACUACACCAAAGAGCAGGAUGUGUUGGUGGCCAUUGGCAAGACCUACAUGGCCUUUGGGGACUUCAAAGGCCGUGCUCACAUCCGUCAGGCCAGCCGCCAUGAGGCCUCGCUGGUCAUCAGUGAUGUGCACUUGAAGGACGAUGGCAAAUACCGCUGUGAGGUCAUUGAUGGGCUGGAGGAUGAGAGUGAUGUUGUGGACCUCUGGCUGCAAGGCAUCGUGUUCCCCUACCAGCCUCCCCGCGGGCAGUACAAGCUCAACUUCCACGAAGCCGAGCAAGCGUGCCAAGACCAAGGUGCCAUCCUCGCCAACUUUAACCAGCUCUUCCAGGCGUGGAGCGAGGGGCUGGACUGGUGCAACGCGGGCUGGCUGGCCGAUGGCACGGUGCAGUACCCCAUCCGCCUGCCCCGCAAGCCCUGCGGGGGCGUUCACCUCGCCCCGGGCAUCCGCAGCUACGGCCAGCGCCACCGGCAUCUCCACCGCUUUGAUGCUUUCUGCUUCUCCUCUGCGCUCAAAGGAGAGGUUUUCUACCUGGGCCGCCUGGCUGGGAUGACGCUGGAGGAGGCCAAGCAGAGCUGCCAGGAUGCAGGGGCCGAGAUCGCCCGGGUGGGGCAGCUGUACUCCGCCUGGAAGUUCGUGGGGUUGGACCGCUGCAAUGCCGGCUGGCUGGCAGAUGGCAGUGUCCGCUACCCCAUUGUCACGCCCCGGGCCAAUUGUGGCCCCGCGGAGCCCGGUGUCCGCAGCUUCGGCUUCCCCAGCAAGGGCAGGUUUGGAGUCUUCUGCUACAGAGAGAGAUAAGGAGCCAGGAGGUAUCCUUCUUGGACGAAGGAGGUUUCCAGCCUGCCAGUGCCCAGCGUUGGGCGUUUCCAAGGGCUUUUUUGGGAUUACUGGGGGGAGGUGGGAUAGGGGGAAGUUUUUUCAUUUGUUUGUUUGUUGUUUUUUGUUUGUUUGUUUUGUUUCCUUCCUUUAUAUUUUCCAUAUCUUGCUCAGCAGCUGGAACCUGCAGCUGCUCGGGGUGGCUGCCAGCUGGGCAGUGUGGGACAGUCCCUGCUGUGGGACGUGUGCAAGGAUGAUCUUCAGGGACUACUGCUGUCACCCCACUUGGCCGUGCCACCCCAUGGGUGGUGGCCCCUUCCUGCAGUGGCAGGUUGACACUGACACCCACCUGCCCUUCCAAGCUGGUCCUGCCUCUGAGUUCACGAGACAAGGCCAGGAGGGACUGAGGCAAGGCUGGAUUUGGCCAGAGCAGAGAGCAGGUAUCUCGGUUGCAUCCUGGCCCCUCUUCCCUCAGCCGCACCCGUGUCCUGCUGAAGGAUGCCAUUGUGCCUGUUCCUGCUGGAGCACGAGUGCCUUAUCUCUAUGUGCCCCUUGCCUGGACUCCAUUUGAACUCUGGUGCCUUCUUUAUUUGAGCAUUGGCUAUGAAAAGAUGUGUUUUUCUGGACAUCUUCUAAUAAAAUGGUGGAGAAAGCCCUGGAGUGACAUGGCUGUGUCCCCAUCUCUGCCCCAACA